CACUGCGCUUACGUGAAGUGGUGAUGGCAGUCUCGCGUGAGGAUGGAUGUUUCUGUGUGACUAGGAACCUGCUAGGAGGCGACACUUAGCUCAGCUUUUCGGGAGGUGUAAGUAGCGAUGUGUAACUGCGGGCUGUGUUAGGGAAGGCUAAACUGUUGGACAUUACUUGUAUUACCGGGCUCCCUGUUGUCUUUCUCCUGCACGGUUUCCCUUACUGCUUCUUGUCCCGGUAAAGCCGACGGGGAAGGCCAUUGUAAGUCUGCAGCUCACUGACAUCAGGGGACCCCAAUCCAAAAGUGAGUCGAGAUGGAAGGCUUAGGGGAGAAGAAGCCCUGGGGGAAGCUUAUUAGACUGUUUGGAACUGAGACGGAAUCUUCAUCUGAACAAUUUCUUUACAAAAAGGAAUGGACAAUAGGCAGAAAGAAAGCAUGUGACCUGUCUUUAUCUGGAAACAAAUUAGUGUCUGGAGAACACUGCAAAAUCACAGUGAAUGAAGAAUCUGGUCAUGUUUCUUUAGAGGACACCAGCACAAAUGGCACAGUAAUCAACAAACUGAAAGUAAUAAAGAAAAAGUCAUACUCCUUGAAAAAUGGUGACGUGAUUUAUGUUGUCUAUAAGAAAAAUGAGCCAGAACAAAAUAUUGCUUACCUAUACAAAUCCUUAAACCAGGGACAAGAUAGUAUGCUGGAUCCAGCAGAUACCUCGGGUUCAGAGGAAGCUGACACUCAGACUUUGUCAUCUCAAGAUGAUCAGCUGUCAUAUGAGGAACCUCAGCCUUCCACCUCCACAUCCAGUCUUUUCAGCACACCUACUACCUCUGCAAUUCCUGGAGUACAGCUUGAGAGUGGUGAGACGUCUGGAGAAAGUCUUGGAGGCCACAGCUCCAAAUCCGAUGAAAGCCCUGCGAUGAGAGCUGAUAUUCCUGAAUCUAAUUUACCAGCACAAGAGCAGGGUUCUUUAGGUCCUCCAAAAAAGAGAAUGAGAACAGUUGUAGAAGACCAUUGGACAAGCAACAAAAAUGUUGUUUCUGAAAGUUGUCCAAAAGGAGCAAUCAACGAAAGUAUGAAGCCAGAUAAGAUGGAGGAAACGCUCACCUGUAUUAUCUGUCAGGAAUUGCUACACGACUGUGUCAGUUUGCAGCCAUGCAUGCACACUUUUUGUGCUGCCUGCUAUUCCGGUUGGAUGGAACGUUCUUCCUUCUGCCCCACCUGCCGCUGCCCUGUUGAGCGCAUCUGUAAAAACCAUAUCCUGAACAAUUUGGUGGAGGCUUAUUUGAUCCAGCAUCCAGAGAAAUGCCGCAGUGAGGAAGACAGGUGUAGUAUGGAUGCACGGAAUAAGAUCACACAAGAUAUGUUGCAGCCAAAGGUACGUCGGUCAUUCUCUGAUGAAGAGGGCAGCUCUGAGGAUCUGCUGGAGCUUUCUGAUGUGGAUAGUGAAUCCUCUGACAUAAGCCAGCCUUAUACUGUAUGCAGGCAGUGCCCUGGAUAUGUGCACCACAGUAUGCAACCCCCACCAUAUCCUUCUGACACAGAAACCUCACGGACACAAGGAGAUGCCCCUUCUACCUCUACCAACUUUCCUACAGCUACCCAGGAAUAUGUGUGCCCUUCACAUGGAAGGCACGUAAUCUGCAAUUGCUGCUUCCAGCCGAUGCCAGACCGAAGGGCAGAACGGGAGCACAAUUCUCAUGUGGCACCACAGCAAUGCACUAUAUGUUUGGAGCAUUUUUGCCACAUGUACUGGGGAUGCAACCGGAUGGGCUGCUUUGGGUGUUUGGCUCCAUUCUGUGAGUUAAAUCUAGGAGACAAAUGUUUGGAUGGGGUUUUAAAUAACAAUAACUAUGAAUCAGACAUCCUCAAGAAUUACCUGGCAUCCAGGGGGCUCACGUGGAAAGACAUGCUGAAUGAAAGCUUGGCCGCUGUCCAGAGAGGGGUGUUUAUGAUUCCUGAUUACAGGAUAAAUGGAACGACUGUACUCUGCUACUUCUGUGGGCUGAGAAACUUUAGAAUUUUAAUUUACCAGUACAGACAAAACAUCCCAGCUUCAGAGCUACCAGUGACUGUUACUUCUCGGCCAAAUUGCUAUUGGGGGCGGAAUUGCAGAACUCAGGUUAAAGCUCAUCAUGCAAUGAAAUUCAAUCACAUAUGUGAACAAACCCGCUUCAAGAACUGAUAACUGGCAAUGCUUGAACUAUCUUGCACCUCUUUUUGAAGUGGGAUCAAGACAAAGAAUAAUAUCUCUUUGGAUUGGGUCUUAAAACUUCUCUCUAAAGUGAAAGAGAGAUUGCUCAUUGCAAUGUCUGUGACCUCAACGUAUUCAUUAUAACCUUCUGUUCUAAUAACUUUAUUACUAGUGGGCCUUCACUUGUCCUCAUAGCUGUCACAAGUUAAUGUAUCAGUCACCUUCCUUGUGUUCAAUACAGAGGGCUCUAGAUGUGGUUAUUCCACAGUUGUCUCCGGCUAUGCAAAGUGUACGACAUCAGGCCCAUUUUUCUCAGCUCUCAUUUGAGUGGCUAGCCCAUUGUCCGCUGUCUUUGCUCUGAUGGGCAACAUAUCAACUUUUGAAUUUGGUUUUUGGAUUUUUUAAUAGGUAAUGUUUUUCUGCCUUGAACAGCAGCAGCCCUGUGUUUUACAGGCUUACCUAACUUAACCGGAAGUUUUUUUUUUUCUUAUGUCUGUAUUCGCUUAGACAAAAAAUGAGAUCGCAACGUAAAAGUCCCUUGCACCCUGAGAUACUACUGUAUUACAAACAUAAGCAGUUUAAAUCCUCUUCCUUCCAAAUGGUUUUCACACGUUAUAUGCUAAACGAGUUCAAAGAGCAUAUGUAUUGUGAAUCAUUCAUACGCUUCUUCUGUUUUACUCACACUUUACAUGUAUCUGAGAUGCAUCCAGCUGCACUUGGUGGUGGAAAAAGGUAGAAUGAUUGCUAAAAUGCCAGUUAACCUCUGCUUUUAUUGUUCGUGUUCAUGUAGCAUGUAUGGGGAAUGCUACAGUACAGUGAUUGGGCAAUAUAGGCAAUAGAACAUUUACAUUUAUGUGUACUUCGUUGCAGCCCCCAUUCUGGGCUCCACACCAAGUAUAAAGGGAUUGCAUACAUACCCAAAUUUUAUUAAGUUGUCAUAAUCAUCUCUGGUCUAUAUGAUUUUUUUUAUAUUAUGAUUGUGCUUCUUAGUGGGUCCUUGAACACAGGGGCCACUAUUAAACAUAACUUUGCUGUAUGCUUUUGUUGGCUAACUGUGGGCUAUAGUAUAUCUGACUAGUCAUUCCCAACAGCCAAUUGGACAUUGGCAUUCCAGCAGAGCCAGCUAAAUGACAGCUCUGAGAACAAGGUGCAGUUGUUGUCUGCUUAGCAUAUUCACACUUCUGUUGGUUCAAUUCCAACCAGUGCACAAUCUGCAGGGAGUUUGUAUGGUCUCCUUAUGCCUGGGUUGUCACCCACUCAAAAACAUACAUGUGGGCAGCUUGAUUUGGCUCCUGAUAAAACUGAACCUAGUAAAUGUGAUAGGAACCUUAGUUUAUAACUUCCCUGGGACAUGAACUGAUGUGUAAUCAUUGUAUAGCACUGCAGAAUAUGUUGGUACCAUAUCAAUAAACAAUAGUAGUAUCUUCUCCUGGGAUAUGGACUAUAUACUAAGGAUUGAUUCCAUGACCCUGUAAUAUUUAACCUGAAAUGUGGUGUAAAUCAUCAAUUGUACAGAACAGUAAAAGGAAUACUGAUGUUACCCAGACUCCAUUUUGCCCUACUCGUUUAUUGGGUAACAUCACUUUUGUUUCUGACGCUGGUAAUGUUGCAGAAGCACAGACAUGAACGUUCUAUGGGUGCAAUCAUUUAUAGCACUUUUUUUUUUUUUGAACAUUGGUUACUAUUUAGUAACAGGUGAAAAAAGAAUUGUCAUAUGGAAGGGUGUACAAUUCUAAUAACAAAAAUCUGCUAUUUCUGUCUGUCACCCGUGCAAUAUUUUGACAGCUUGUUUUAAGAGUGUUAACUCGUAUUCAUGACUGCUUUUAUUUGAUCAGUUUUAUAUUUCUGUAUGACGGCCUUUUAUAAUGUUGUUUUAGCAGCUCGCAGACCUUGGGUUUUUUAUUAUUCGAAGGCAGAAUGCUACUUACUGCAAGUGAAAACUGUUAAAGCCCAUCAAACGACAAUAUUUCAACUUUCUGUAGAUUUCUGUGUUGCCUAUUUUUGUAUAUGUUGUAAAAUGAAGCUUUGUUCCCCAAUAAGGUAGAAAGAUUUCCAUGUUAACAUUGCUGGGUACAGCUUGCUCCUGCUGUGGGACCACACGGAUGGUAUUCACAUACACAAAGCUUACCUGAGCAUUGUUACAGAUGCACAAUUGGGAGCAUUGCACUCUAGGCAGGUAGUAAGUAUGGGGCUUCCUUGCACUUGGUGCAACUACAGUGCACAGUUUGUCCUAGCCUUUGGUCAAUACAGCACGAUCAUGGGGUGUUCUACCUGUUCAAAUCCACUUGUUGAAAGUGCUGGGUGCUCAACCGGAAGACCCUUCCCUUGCACAGGGUCAAAAGUACAUGUAGCGAAUAAUCCAGAAGCACACCAGAAUCUUGCUCAAUGAAAUACUGUAGGUGCUUUAUUUAGCCCAUGUGUAUCUGAAAGAAAGAGGGCAAAGUUUCGGGCCCUUCUGGACCCUUAUGUACAUUUGCAGUCCUUGGCACAACAUGACUAUUUGCCGCCUUCUUUUAUACAGGCCAGCACUAGGUCCUGUGACAGUCCAUGCUUUUCUUACGUUUCCCUUCCGAAGUGAAUAAGGGAUGUAUAUUCCAAGCAUGGUGUCGGUCAAUACUGUAACUAAUAAAGCACAGCGCAAUAUGGUGGCACUCUGAAAAUACAUGUUAAUAUAAUAAAAAUGUUCUUCCUCUUUUUAUAACCUGUGCUUGCUGCAGAAUAAAUUCCUUCAAGCAGA
Xenopus laevis (African clawed frog) is the source of this 4918-nucleotide messenger RNA. It is a transcript of the gene chfr.S, whose product is annotated as checkpoint with forkhead and ring finger domains, E3 ubiquitin protein ligase S homeolog. NCBI's taxonomy places the organism in Eukaryota, Metazoa, Chordata, Amphibia, Anura, Pipidae. Gene Ontology annotation, biological process: ubiquitin-dependent protein catabolic process; protein ubiquitination. The coding region runs from base 307 to 2172 and encodes 621 amino acids. The record is from RefSeq and is a predicted model, not a curated record. Gene Ontology annotation, cellular component: nucleus; PML body. The transcript is spliced from 18 exons. Gene Ontology annotation, molecular function: ubiquitin-protein transferase activity; ubiquitin protein ligase activity.